This is a messenger RNA of Mytilus trossulus (common blue mussel), 3214 nucleotides long. Its product is annotated as tissue inhibitor of metalloproteinase-like. NCBI's taxonomy places the organism in Eukaryota, Metazoa, Mollusca, Bivalvia, Mytilida, Mytilidae. Gene Ontology annotation, cellular component: extracellular matrix. Gene Ontology annotation, molecular function: protease binding; metalloendopeptidase inhibitor activity. The record is from RefSeq and is a predicted model, not a curated record. Gene Ontology annotation, biological process: negative regulation of endopeptidase activity; negative regulation of membrane protein ectodomain proteolysis. The transcript is spliced from 6 exons. The coding region runs from base 285 to 1052 and encodes 255 amino acids.
GGAAUCACCCAGGUAUGGGAACAGAUAGUACGGAAGUUUAACAACAUAUUUGCUAUAAGUAGGACUCUUCUUAAAAUCUGACGUAAAUAACUCCUCCACUCUCUGGCUCAAGUGCUAAUUCCUGGGAAAUAAAAGUAUAAAUAGCAGAAAAAUCUCCCAGAAAAACAUGUGAAUGCAUAGGUAAAUAUUUAUGUGAUAAGGACUUACAACACUAUAAAUAAUUACUCCUCAUAGAAGUCUGCAUUACCUCAAAAUACAUAACUCAAGAGACAUAAUCUGUAACCAUGGAAUUGGCAUAUUUUUAUGGAGUAUUGACAUUUUUAUUUACAUUGCGGCAUUAUGCAAACGCAUGUUCUUGCUUUCCAACACAUACCCAGAACCAUUACUGCAGAGCUGAUUUUGUAAUUGUUGCAACUGUGAAAAAUGUAGAAGAAAUAUACAAUAACCCAUUCAAACAGACCAAUAAAAUCCCAGAAGGUCCAGUUUAUCCAUUUCCAAUCAGGAGAAAGUUCAAGGCUAGAAUUCAUAGGUCAUUUAAGAAGAAUGGAAAUGACACAUCAAGAGACAUUAUAAUAAAUACUCCAGGUUCUGAUGCUGCAUGUGGUGUACAGUUAGACAAAAAUAAGAAGUAUAUAAUUGGUGGUUAUAAAGUUGAAGGAGAUUACUGGAUUAAUCUAUGUGGCUGGGUGCAGGAAUAUAAAACACUUAACAGACAGCAAAUAAAAGGACUUAAAUUUUUCUAUGGAAAAAAUUGUCAGUGCAAGGUAUCAUGGUGUAAUGGUAACUUCUGUAAUUCAGGAUAUGGAAGUUCAAACAAAAAAACAUGUAAAUGGGAACCACGAUGGAGUAAUGAUUGCUAUAUAAGAUAUGGAGUCUGUAGUGAAAACAGAUCAGAUGGCUCUUGUUCGUGGAAGAAAAACAGGAAAUUCAAAACCUGCCUUCAGACAAAUGAUGAAGUAUUUCCAUGGAAACAAAGGAAACCAUCCAACGAAGCAGAAGUGUUUUCCCCAUCCAUACAUGAACAUGAACACAGCCCUGGUUAUAUGCCUUAAUGUUUCUCUCAGUAAAUGUGUAACAAACCAAAAGACAAGAAAACUAAUGUCAACAAGUUUUGUAUCGUAAAUAGGGCAUAAUAUCAGACAGAUGAUAUUGUUUUGUAAAGUAAUGUGAUGAGUAUGAACUGUUCGACAGAUUUCUAAUUGAUAUGACAAGAAUGUUGAACUAUGUUUUUUUUUAGUGACAUUUCUGCAUGACUGUAGAAAUCUCACUUAUCAAUGACUUUUUCAUAUUGAAGAAACAUACAAACUAUAGACAUACUUGAAGUAUUUUUCAUGUGUGUAUAUUUUUGCUAUAUCUGGAGUUGAACAUUUUCCUAUCCAGAUAUUUUUCUGCAACAUAUAUUUUUAUGGUCAUCUUGAAUAAAAGUGAAAUAAAAUAACAAACAAAACAUUCUAACUUCUAAUUUAUGUGAAAACUGAAAAAAAAAUAAUCUUAAAAUUGUUUCAAUUUUCAUUUUUUUAAUAAGCUAAAAACUUUCACAUAUAAUACACUGGAACCACAUGUUUCUAUGAAAAAUAAUGGAGCCUUGAAUGAGCCAGCAGACAUAACCAAUCCCCAAAUAAAAGCAUACAAUUUGCAGCUGUAGUUUUUAUAAGGUAUGAUGCCUUCAGGCCAGUAGCCAGGAAUUUCCAAAGGGGGGUUCGUUUGACUCACAAACUCGACUUUAACAGUGCUUAUUUGUCCGAACCCCCCCUGGCUACGGGUAAGGCUUUGUUAUGAUUUAAGACUGUAAUAUACUCGAAAAAAGAAAAAAAAAGAAUCUUCCUCUCAUUAUAUCUGUGACAAUAAAGAAUGCAAUUUGAUAAACAGUUUUUCAUUAAGCCUUCAAAAUUAGUGACUGACAGGCUCACAUACUGACAGACUUACUGUGUAGCACUUGGGUAUAAUCAAAGAGAUGAAGGCCUUUUUGUACAAGGAUAAAUAUAUCAAGACAAAAAGAUGUUAAGUUCAGUAAUAUGUAUGUCUUUUGAAUAUAUAUAAUUCGUCCGAACCCCCCUGGCUACGGGUAAGGCUUUGUUAUGAUUUAAGACUGUAAUAUACUCGAAAAAAGAAAAAAAAAGAAUCUUCCUCUCAUUAUAUCUGUGACAAUAAAGAAUGCAAUUUGAUAAACAGUUUUUCAUUAAGCCUUCAAAAUUAGUGACUGACAGGCUGACAUACUGACAGACUUACUGUGUAGCACUUGGGUAUAAUCAAAGAGAUGAAGGCCUUUUUGUACAAGGAUAAAUAUAUCAAGACAAAAAGAUGUUAAGUUCAGUAAUAUGUAUGUCUUUUGAAUAUAUAUAAUUCGUCCGAACCCCCCUGGCUACGGGUAAGGCUUUGUUAUGAUUUAAGACUGUAAUAUACUCGAAAAAAGAAAAAAAAAGAAUCUUCCUCUCAUUAUAUCUGUGACAAUAAAGAAUGCAAUUUGAUAAACAGUUUUUCAUUAAGCCUUCAAAAUUAGUGACUGACAGGCUGACAUACUGACAGACUUACUGUGUAGCACUUGGGUAUAAUCAAAGAGAUGAAGGCCUUUUUGUACAAGGAUAAAUAUAUCAAGACAAAAAGAUGUUAAGUUCAGUAAUAUGUAUGUCUUUUGAAUAUAUAUAAUUUUCUCAAGAUUUGUUAUGUCUUGACAUUUUCUUGUUAUUGUACAUUAUUGUAAAUACACUUAUCAUAGGCAGCUAACUCAUUCAAAGGGAAGUAACUAAUAAAUGUAUUUAUUUCCUUUUUAUAAAAUCUUUUAAUUUUUCAUGCAAAUUUGAAAUAAAGUAGAAAUAGCAGAAAAACUAGCAAAAAACUAAGUUAUUAAUUUGAUUAAUUUUCCUCAUUAACAGAAAAAGGUAGCUACAUCUAUUUUGGCUUCCGACUUACUGAAAACAUUGUAUGAUGAAAUUAAAUUGACACAACCCAAAUGAAAUGUUGUAUUUUUGUGUCUUGAAUGUGUUGAUGUUAUGAAUUAAUUUUUUGUAAUAUUCACCUUUGAACUGAUUUAAGGAAACCUAAGGAUUUGUAUAGUAAUCCAUUAAUAGUCAACGAAAAAUAAGACUCUUAAGGACAACACACUUUAAGUACAUAUAUAUAUCUUAACAUAUCAUAUUCACACAUUGUUCAUCUAUGUAUAUACAUUGUAGAUAGUUCUUUUGUGAUUUUUUUCAAUAAAAACAUGUUAAUAAAA